Molecule: messenger RNA, 3480 nt
Organism: Sesamum indicum (sesame)
Lineage: Eukaryota; Viridiplantae; Streptophyta; Magnoliopsida; Lamiales; Pedaliaceae
Product: V-type proton ATPase subunit a1
Biological process (GO): vacuolar acidification; proton transmembrane transport
Cellular component (GO): vacuolar proton-transporting V-type ATPase, V0 domain; vacuolar proton-transporting V-type ATPase complex
Molecular function (GO): ATPase binding; proton-transporting ATPase activity, rotational mechanism
Source: RefSeq, a predicted model, not a curated record
UUACGUUAAUAAUUAAAAUAGUAAACUCGAAUUUCUAAAAAGUUGACCAAAACUCACCCUUAACAGUUUCCAUUUUCCUUCCUUUGGAGUCAUCGGCUCCCCGCCCGAGUACCCGAAAACAACCAGAAAUUACCCCAUGGCAGUUGCCACCACCGCCAGCACUAUCAGUUAGUUGCUGCCAACAUAUACGUCCACAUAUACAUACAACUGAAAUCGCAUCACCACCACCGACACACCUCGCACUCUCGGACGCUCUACGCCUCUCCGUCUCUCUUGUCCUUACACGCGAACGCACUGGUAUGUUAGUUUGAUCGGAUUCAGAUCUGAAGAAGACAGAGUGUGUGGUUGUGACUCGAGCGGUAUCGAAUUAGGGCGCGUUUUGACGGUGGAUGGAAAAUGGAGUACAUAGACAGAUUGCCGGCCAUGGAUCUGAUGCGCUCGGAGAAGAUGAUGCUUGUGCAACUCAUUAUCCCCGUCGAGUCCGCUCACCGCGCCGUAUCUUAUCUCGGCGAACUCGGUCUCCUCCAAUUCCGCGACUUAAAUGAUGAUAAAAGCCCGUUUCAGCGAACAUUUGUUAAUCAGGUUAAAAGGUGUGCAGAGAUGUCUAGGAAACUACGGUUUAUCAAAGAGCAGAUACAUAAAGCUGGUUUGACACCAUCUCCUAGUCCAGCCCCCCAACCUGAUAUUGACUUAGAAGAACUGGAGAUUCAACUUGAGGAACAUGAGCACGGGCUAAUAGAAAUGAAUGCCAAUAGUGAAAAACUGCAGCAAACAUAUAAUGAGCUGCUCGAAUUCAAGAUGGUCUUGCAGAAGGCAGGUGACUUCCUUUUGUCAACUGGGAGUCAUGUUGCAACCCAGGAGACAGAACUAGCAGAAAAUAUCCAUGUAAAUGAUGAUUAUGCGGAGACAUCAUCGCUACUUGAACAGGUAGGUUCUAAUUUUCAGGAGAUGCUACCUGGACCAUCAAAUCAAACUGGCGUAAGAUUUAUAAGUGGCAUUAUCUGUAAAUCUAAAGUUCUGAGAUUUGAAAGGAUGUUGUUUCGCACAACAAGGGGCAACAUGCUUUUCAAUCAGGCACCUACUGAUGAUCAAAUCCUGGAUCCUGCAACAAAUGAAUUGGUUGAAAAAAUAGUUUUUGUGGUAUUCUUCUCAGGUGAGCAGGCGAGAGUGAAAAUCCUGAAGAUUUGUGAAGCAUUUGGUGCAAAUUGCUAUCCAGUUGCAGAAGACACAAUCAGGCGGAGGCAAAUAACUCGAGAAGUUUUAUCACACUUGUCUGACUUGGAAACAACCUUAGAGGCUGGCCUCCGUCAUCGCGAUAAGGCUCUGAUCUCUAUUGGGUUCCACCUUGCUAAGUGGAUGAAUAUGGUGAGAAGGGAAAAGGCUGUUUAUGACACACUAAAUAUGCUGAACUUUGAUGUCACAAAGAAGUGCUUGGUUGGUGAGGGUUGGUGCCCCAUAUUUGCAAAGACUAAGAUUCAAGAAGCUCUACAACGUGCAACCACUGAUAGUAACUCACAAGUGGGUGUAAUAUUUCAUGUGAUGCAUUCAGUUGAGUCUCCUCCAACAUAUUUCAAGACCAACCAUUUGACAAAUGCAUAUCAAGAAAUUGUUGAUGCAUAUGGUGUUGCUAAAUACCAGGAGGCAAAUCCUGCUGUUUAUACUAUUAUAACGUUUCCAUUUCUUUUUGCUGUGAUGUUUGGGGAUUGGGGUCAUGGUAUAUGCUUACUAUUGGGAGCAUUAUUCCUUAUUGCCCGUGAGAAAAAACUCGGUUCACAGAAACUGGGAAGCUUCAUGGAGAUGCUAUUUGGUGGUCGAUAUGUCCUCCUCUUGAUGUCUCUCUUUUCAAUUUAUUGUGGUUUGAUAUACAAUGAAUUCUUUUCCGUUCCUUUUCACAUAUUUGGUAACUCUGCCUACAGAUGCCGAGACACCACAUGCAGUGAUUCACGUUCAGUUGGUUUAGUCAAAUAUCAAGAUACAUAUCCAUUUGGCGUAGAUCCAAGUUGGCGUGGAAGUCGUUCUGAGUUGCCUUUCUUGAAUUCUCUCAAAAUGAAAAUGUCUAUUUUGUUCGGUAUUGCACAGAUGAAUCUAGGAAUUAUACUAAGUUAUUUCAAUGCGCGCUACUUCGGCAACUCACUUGAUAUUAAGUAUCAGUUUGUGCCCCAGAUGAUCUUCCUUAACAGCCUAUUUGGAUAUCUCUCUCUUUUGAUCAUUAUAAAAUGGUGCAGUGGUUCUCAAGCAGAUCUCUAUCAUGUGAUGAUUUACAUGUUCUUAAGUCCUUUUGAAGAUUUAGGUGAAAACAAGCUAUUCUGGGGUCAGAAUGUACUUCAGGUUAUAUUGCUGCUUUUAGCUGUUAUUGCUGUCCCAUGGAUGCUCUUCCCUAAACCUUUUAUUUUAAAAAGACUUCAUACUGAGAGAUUUCAAGGUCGGUCAUACACGGCCCUUGGAACCUCUGACAUUUAUGAUGACGAGGAACCUGAUUCUGCAAGAGAACCACACCUUGAGGAGUUCAAUUUUAGUGAGGUCUUUGUGCAUCAAAUGAUACACUCCAUUGAGUUUGUGCUUGGUGCAGUUUCAAACACUGCAUCAUAUCUCCGGCUAUGGGCUUUGAGUUUGGCACAUUCAGAAUUAUCAACUGUUUUCUAUGAAAAAGUUCUCCUCCUUGCUUGGGGGUACGACAAUCUUGUCAUACGUUUAGUGGGUCUGGCAGUUUUUUCUUUUGCAACAGCGUUUAUACUACUCAUGAUGGAGACCCUCAGUGCUUUCCUCCAUGCUCUCCGUCUCCAUUGGGUGGAAUUUCAAAACAAGUUCUACAGCGGUGAUGGAUACAAGUUUAGGCCCUUUUCUUUUGCUGCAUUAAAUGAAGAUGAGGACUAGUACCUUCUUUGUGUCCUUUCUUUUUCGAAAUUUUUGUCAGGAAGUUGUACGCAAGAUGGAAAAUUUUGCAGCAGCAGUGGUGCAUAGUUGAAGCAUAUUUGAGCUAACUAAGGAUCUUUUACUUCUUGCCUUUAACAUGAUACGGGUCCAUUUGGGUUGCAAUCCUUGCUUAAGAUUGAUCGGAUGCAAUCGGCAGCUUAUCGGGAGAGCUUGUAAGUAAUUUUUCUCCUCUAAUCCAUUCCUCUCCUGUGCACAGAGGAAUUAGGAUUCAGCUUUUGUAAACAGGGACCCUUUAUGUCUUAAGAUAUCUACCCUGCCUUUUCUUUUUCUUUUGUUCAUUUAGGGGGUUACAUUUAUAUAAUUUUAACACAUAAAAACCCUUGCUCAAGAUACCUAUUGGCUACGUUUAGAUAGUUCUUCAUGUAAUAAAUAGUCAUAUUCUUAUAGAGUUGUGACUUUUGGAAAUAGAUUUGGCAAUUUACAUGUGCCAGAUUUGACUAUUGUGGCCUUGCAGUCCCAUGUGGUCUGUCAAUCACAAGCGGGGCCUGACUCGACAGCGUGCUAUUUGCUUAUAUGGAAGUCUGAUAUAGACAAAAAUUGGGAAGA